AUGACAGACCCUAGUAGUAUUUUUCCAUUGUCGACGCGAGAAUGGGAUUAUGUUGCCGGCCGUCAACACGCCCCAGGACUGUGCGUCAAAGAACAUGAAUUAUUGCGAGCAGUGGAGUCAGGCGAUAUUGUCAAAGCAAAAGCCUUGUUAGAGAGUGGUGACGUAAACGCUAACUGUAUUGGCAAACGAAGAAAUCAGCCAAUAAGAGCACUUCAGCUAGCUGCUGAGAAGAACGAUUUUCACAUGAUUAAAUUAUUGCUGAACUAUGGCGCCAAACCGCUUCCAAAGCCAUUGCCGUGUCUGAAACCUGGGAAUAUAUUAGAAGAUGACAUGAGGUACGGUUUGUACAAUGCCAUUUGUUCCCCGGCAUAUCUAAGUCUGGUAAAUGACGACCCUAUUAUGGCGGCUAACGAAGUAAACCAUGAAUUGUACAAAGUAUCAAUUUCAAAAGGCAUUGUAGAAACCUCGAAGGAUAAGUACGUUAAACUUUGGCGACAAGUUCGCGCAUACAGCUUGGAUAUACUGACAUGUUGCGACUCCACGCAGGAGGCUCGUACUCUACUUUUGGGAAGAGGAAUGGAACAUGCUGUCAACGAUUACACUGUCAGAGGCAAAGUAUUGAUGAGUGCACUUGAAAACCACAACAAACAGUUCAUAUCACACUACAAGUGUCAAAAUAUAGUCCAUAAAAUAUGGUACCGUGGUCAGCCAGAAUGGUAUUUUCGUAACGGUUUAAAAUGGACAAUCCUAUACUACGCGCACACGGUCAUGGUCUAUGUAGUCUUCCUUCCUAUUCUGCUGCUUAUUUACACUAUUCUCCCAUGCUCCCCUGUAUCACGAAUUGUAGAUACGCCAAAGAGCAAGUUUAUGUCACAAAUGAUGUCGUAUCUACUGUUUCUUAUCCUAAUUCUUAUCCUCAAUGUACUAUUGGACAACGAUCCAAACACUACAUUGACGACGUCUUACCUUGCAUUCUUGAUCUUCAUUCUGAUAUACGUCAUCGCCAUGAUAUGGGGUGAAAUUACUCAAAUUAUUAUUUUAGGGAUGAAAACAUAUUGUCGUGAUUACUGGAACUACCUCGAUUGGGGGAUUCUGUUGUCAUUUCUGUUCGAUAUUAUGCUACGAUUGUUGGAUAAUUCCAACGCCAUAACGAUUAGUAUUCAGCUACAAACCUUCUGGGUCACGUGGACAGCCAUGGCCCUCACUACCGCCUGUAUUCGAUUCAUGGAUAAUUUCUACCUGUCCUCUUAUCUUGGGUCACUCAUGUUGUUGUUCGCCGCCAUGGGUGACGACGUACUCAAGUUCCUUGUCAUCUUCGCAUUUGCAGUUAUGUCGUUCUCUUUUGGAUUUUACUACCUUUUUGAGGGGAUUCCCAAGAACAAUUUCAACAAACUUAAUUCUUCAGUUACGGCCCUAAUUUCCACUAUAUUUGGCGGAGACAUAUCCGGUGACCUGAAAGUGAGUGGCAUCGUUUACAACGUGUCAUCAGAAAUUCACGAUGUCUCGGGUACUUACCAAGCAGUGGGGUAUAUACUAUACACAUUUUUUGGUACAUUCGUCAUGCUGAUUCUCGUCAAUAUAUGUAUUGCUAUGAUGUCCGACACAUAUGCCAGACUCAAAGAACAUAUCGAUUGUGAAUGGAAGUUCAGAAGAACAAGCAUGUGGAUGAAUUACGUCAACGCUUCUGUUCUACCAGCUCCAUAUAACAUCAUACCGUCAUUUGCUUGCUGUAAGUACUUAUGUCCCGAAAAAUGUAGAUGUUUCAAUUCACGGAAGAUAGUACAGGAGGAUUUUGAGGUGAACAUUGCCGCCAACAAAAGGGAUAGCGAUAUGACAUGUGAUGUGAACUUGUCCUAUGACGAGCUUCUCAAUGUAUUGUUUAAUCGUUAUCUGAUCAUGAAAGGCAUCGUGGAUGAAGAGACGCUGAUGAAGUCUAGACCGACAACAGGGCCAGAGGACAAUGAAUAUGGGGUUAGUGGACGGGAGGGCGAUACAUUGGGCACUGGCGCGGCUGGUGAUUAUGGUGUUGGCGACAGUGAUCAUGGGGAAUCUCUGUAA
Molecule: messenger RNA, 2058 nt
Organism: Saccoglossus kowalevskii
Lineage: Eukaryota; Metazoa; Hemichordata; Enteropneusta; Harrimaniidae
Product: short transient receptor potential channel 4-like
Biological process (GO): regulation of cytosolic calcium ion concentration; calcium ion transmembrane transport
Cellular component (GO): plasma membrane; cation channel complex
Molecular function (GO): store-operated calcium channel activity; inositol 1,4,5 trisphosphate binding
Source: RefSeq, a predicted model, not a curated record